Messenger RNA from Aegilops tauschii subsp. strangulata, 663 nucleotides. RefSeq lists its product as uncharacterized. Gene Ontology annotation, molecular function: RNA-DNA hybrid ribonuclease activity; nucleic acid binding. NCBI's taxonomy places the organism in Eukaryota, Viridiplantae, Streptophyta, Magnoliopsida, Poales, Poaceae. The record is from RefSeq and is a predicted model, not a curated record.
AUGGGGGAGCCUGUUGUCAGGCCACCGGCGAUGGACGGUUCCUUGGCUGCUCUGGUGGCGUGGCUCAAGGUCUGGCUUGCGGAAGCGUGCGGGGCUGAACGGGAAACGAUGAUCCAGGCACUGUACGGUCUUUGGUGCGCGAGAAAUGAGACUAGGGACGGGAGAAUGAUCCAAGAUGCUCGGGAGUUGGCAGAAAAAGUUCACGGAUAUAUCCAAGAAUGGCGUCAAGUUCACUCCAAGGAGGCGACGAUCAAGGAGCCAAGGCGACCGGAAAGGUGGGUUCCACCGGAGCCGGGAUGGACCAAGGCUAACGGGGAUGGAGCGACGUCCCGAACAGAUGACAAGGGGGGAGGAGGAGUGGUCCUCAGGGAUCACCAUGGUGCCUUUAGGGGAGGAGCUGCGAUAUGCUUCCCAGGUGCCGGCCACCCCCAGUUCUCGAAGAUUCUGGCAGUGAAAAGCGCAGUGCAAAUGGCGAUAUCUAUGGAUGUGCAACGACUCCACGUCGAGUUGGAUAGUCAGGAGGUGGUGGCCAUGCUUCAAGGCGAAGGCAGGAACCUUUCGACGUUUGGCCCGGUUGUGGAGGAGAUUAAGGAGAUGCUGAGGAUGCGGCAAGAGUUCAAAAUCACGUGGGUCCGGUUGUGGAGGAGAUUAAGGAGAUGCUGA